Molecule: messenger RNA, 1764 nt
Organism: Danio aesculapii
Lineage: Eukaryota; Metazoa; Chordata; Actinopteri; Cypriniformes; Danionidae
Gene: rab1ab
Product: RAB1A, member RAS oncogene family b
Exons: 6
Coding region: 140-745 (201 amino acids)
Molecular function (GO): GTP binding; GTPase activity
Source: RefSeq, a predicted model, not a curated record
UAACCGACUAGCCUUUGCGGCAGUAGCUAGCCAGCUAGUUACUUUUUAAUCAGGAGAAAGGUUAUCGCUUCUAGUCUGUCUUCACGCCGCGGAGUUGUUUUGUUGAAAGACAAGCGCUUUUCACAGUGUCCAGUCCACGAUGAAUCCCGAAUAUGACUAUUUAUUCAAGCUGCUCUUGAUUGGUGACUCUGGUGUUGGAAAGUCUUGCCUUCUUCUCAGAUUUGCAGAUGACACAUACACAGAAAGCUACAUUAGCACUAUCGGUGUGGACUUUAAAAUAAGAACUAUAGAAUUAGACGGAAAGACCAUCAAACUUCAGAUCUGGGAUACAGCAGGGCAGGAGAGGUUUCGCACAAUCACAUCCAGCUACUACAGAGGAGCACAUGGAAUUAUCGUAGUCUAUGAUGUUACAGAUCAGGAAUCUUUCAAUAAUGUAAAACAAUGGCUACAGGAGAUUGAUCGCUAUGCCAGUGAAAAUGUUAACAAGUUAUUGGUUGGCAACAAGUGUGACUUAACAACAAAAAAAGUGGUGGACUACACAACGGCAAAGGAAUUUGCAGAUUCCCUCGGCAUUCCUUUCUUGGAAACUAGCGCUAAGAACGCCACAAAUGUGGAGCAGGCCUUCAUGACCAUGGCUGCCGAGAUCAAGAAGAGAAUGGGCCCUGGAGCCACAGCCGGUGGCUCUGAAAAAACCAUGAAGAUCGAAAGCACUCCAGUGAAGCCUGCGUCUGGAGGCUGCUGUUGAGACCUCAUCUGCCCCGGACACCCCCAUCACCUCGACCCCUGGAUCUCAGAGCUACAGCCCCCAAAAUAGGAGAAGGAAAGGGGAAUAGAUCAUUUGUAAUGGAGCAAAGAAUGAUUAUGGAGGAUAGAAAGGUAAAAGAGAGCGUGAAACAGGCAACAGUUUAAGUUACUUAAGUUGUACUGUAUGUAGCCGCACUACCAAAAAAAAAAAAUGGUCAAAAAUGCCCCCGCCCCACUGAAAAAAUAGUUCACAAACUGAAGAGAGGUCCAAAAUUUGGUAACUCUGUUCCAUUAACCCCUGCUGUUUGUCAGGGGCUGCUUUUAAGGAUGGAUUUCAUUGUCACUCAACGAUUUUAAGUCCUCUGUGUGCAGGUUUCUAAGAAUAAUGUGUGUAUUUAUCUCACUGCAUUCCUACUGCAGGGCUGGUCUGUGGUCAAAAUUCAAUGACGUUUUCUUUUUCUGUCCUUUUCUUACUUUAUUCCUACUUGUCGAUUUAUUUUCCUGUUUAUAUUUGCAUGUGUAGGUUUCUGUCCCCGCGGAUUGACUGUUGCAGUUCAUCCAAGCAGCAGUGUUUUCUCAGUCCGACAUCUGUUUAGUGAAAUAUAUGUACAUAUACAUUAAGUAUGUAUAUGCGAGAUUGGAAUUGAGGGCUCUGUAGAGUUAAAUACACGAUUGGAAUAGUUUUACCUUCUUUUGCAUUUACGUUUUGGCUGCAGACUCUUGUAGUUUUGUUGCGCGAUGUGUAACAGUUAAACGAAAUCUAAAUAAAUAUUGUACGAGCGUACCGUACGAUAGCAGUAUGUCUGCAAUUCUUGGUGGGACAUGUAGAAAACCCUUUGUGUUUUAUUUAUUCAACAUUUAUAUGCAAAUAUAUAUUGUUCCAUUAAUCUGCAAUCUUUUGGCUAUUUACCUGCGGAGUACAUCAAAACAAAAGCAACAGUUUCACAAUGGCAUAUGUGACUCAAACACUAUGUUCUCUUUUUCAUAAUAAAGGCAAAUGAAUUCAUUUUUUUAAAUGAA